GCCCGCACCUGCAGCUCCAGGCUGAGCCGCGGUGGAGCGGGGCGGGCCCGGGACCCUCGCCGCACUCUCCAAAGGACAGUUUCCGGCCCGUUCCUGAGGUUCCCGCCGCAGCCCCAAGGAGGAAAGCAGCUAUUCUCCGCUCUUUUUCAGCAUUCCCGGUCUUUCCCGCUCCUCUGCCCAGCAGGGCCCGAAAGGACAGGAGGAGAGCCUCUCCUGGCUUGAACUUGGCUGGAGGAAUGCUGCCUGAGGAUGGAUUCGCCGGUGUCCUGGGACCCACCCGCCGCAGGCCUUUUUGAAUUAGGCUGCUGCUUUUAUUUAAAGAGGGCUUAGAACCCUCAAUCUGUUAUGUACGUGUUCCUUUUCACAUUUUCCAGGCCGAGACUCACCUCUGCACAGAGACGGCGCCUGAAGGCCCAGGCCAUCACAAAGUCCACCGAGCCACGGCCUCCCCUGGUUGUCGGCCUGUGAACAAAGAACUGCUGCCUUCUCCGUUUUGCCGUAUGUUCGUCAUGCAGAACUUUAAUUCCUGAGGAAGCUCUGGAGGCCUUUUGUAUCCUCAGCAUCAGACCUCAUCAAAUCAGAGACAUCGUAACCUAAAGGCAUGACAUCAAUAGAGAAGGAGAUCAUGAGCAAAUGGAAAAGAAAAAGCUUCAUUGAGGAAGCAACAGGAGAUGAGCUGUAGAACGCAGGGAAAAGUUCAAUUAGAAGACUUACUUCACCAUCUUGAGAAAGAAGGGAUCGAACCCCUUGUCUUUACAGAAGAACAACUCUAUUUUGUCUGGUGCUCGUUACAGCGAAGACAGGCUGAGGACAGCUACGAGAGAUCUAGAAGAGCUGUCAGGGAAGCACAUGGAAGAAAUUAAAGGAGUAAGAGCUGACAUCAUAAAGGUGGAAAAUAAUGCAAACCAUGUCUGUAACUUACCAGAGGAAAAAGAAGCAUUUUCUCAUGGUUAUGAACAGGAAAGCAAGCAGCCUAGACAUGAGUUUAAAGAGCUCCAACUCAAGCCAGAAGUGCAAAUAAAGGAGGUUGAAAUGUUGUAUCAAGAAGGCUCAUCUGAAAUAGUCCUGAGCAGCAACAGCGAACAGAUUGCACACUUACUCACGGAAAGAAGUACACUCUUGAGGAAACUGGAACGUGGGGACCCCAAAUCAGAAUCACAAAGAUGUCUGAGCAGUAACCUACAGAAAGAAUUUCCCCAGGAGAAAUUUGAACAAACCUACCAGCCUCUGCAAAGGGAACAUCAGAAACAUCAAGAACCUGUGCAUCAGUCUAAAAAUAAUCUGAGUGAGUUCCAUAAUGAAGACCCAGAAAAAGAUAAAAUAACAAAAAGCUGCAGAGAGAGAGAUAUGGAACAAGUAGCAAGGAGGUUAGGGAUGGCCCAUGAAGAGAUCCGAAGGCUCACUGAUGAACUGCAAGGGAAGGAGAAGGAACAGAGUAAAUUAGAUUCUGCACUUAAGAAGGCUCAACUAGAAAUUGAGAAAUUGAAGGAAAAUUUGAUAAAACUGAAAGAAAAUGACUCAGCUGACGCACGGAAAGCAAAGGAACAUAAUCAGAGACUGGAUGAGGAAAUUCUGGCUUUAAGAAAUCGGGUUCGAUCACUUGACUCAGAAAAAAAAUUGCUUGGAGAAGAGGUUGAAAGGCUUAAAGGAGAACUUUGUGAAUCUCAAGAGAAUAAGCAACUUGGAAACCACUCUCCUGGAAGAACUGUGGCUGCUGAGCAGAAAGUAGAGAUAUUGAAAAUGAGCCAAGAAAAAAUUGAAAUAUUUGAAAGUGAGUUGUCAGAAGAGAGAGAAAGGAAAAAGCAAUUGACGUCUGAUCUUAAUACUGUGCAGAAGGCUUUGAAAGUUGAAAGUGAGGAAUUGCAAAAAUCAAAGUCAGAACUUAUAUGCCUUUAUAAUGAAAUUCAAAGUCUUCCAGGGGCAGCAGGAGACAGAGACCAUUUUUUAAUAGCGCAUGACCUGCUACAAAGAGAGAAUUCUGAAUUAGAAACAAAGUAUCCAUCACCUGGAGGAAAACUGAAAUACCAGCAGCAAGAGGAGCCACAGCAACUUCGCCAGAAUUUGCACCGACUCCAGAUUCUAUGCAACUCAGCAGAAAAAGAGCUUCGAUACGAGCGAGGAAAGAACUUGGACUUAAAGCAACAUAAUAGCUUACUUCAGGAAGAAAGCAUUAAGAUCAAAAUUGAACUCAAGCAGGCCCAGCAGAAGUUAUUAGACAGCACAAAGAUGUGCUCUUCACUCACAGCUGAGUGGAAGCACUGUCAGCAGAAAAUCAAGGAACUGGAACUGGAAGUACUUAAACAGGCUCAGAGCAUUAAAUCUCAGAACAACCUACAGGAAAAGCUGGCUCAGGAGAAAUCUAAAGUUGCUGAUGCAGAGGAAAAGAUUUUGGAUCUGCAGCAGAAAUUAGAACAUGCUCAUAAAGUCUGUCUCACAGACACUUGUAUUUUGGGGAAGAAGCAAUUAGAGGAAAGGAUAAAAGAAGCAAUAGAAAAUGAAGCUAAAAUAAAGCAGCAAUAUCAGGAAGAACAGCAGAAGAGGAAACUCCUAGAUCAGAAUAUGAAUGAGCUACAAAGGCGAGUGAAAAUCUUACAGGAUAAAGAGAGUCAACUGGAAAUGACCAGUUCUCAGCAACAAUCCAAAAUUCAGCAACAAGAGGCCCAACUUCAACAACUGGAAAAUGAAAAAAGAAAAUCUGAUGAGCAUCUCAAGAGCCACCAGGAAUUGUCAGAGAAGCUGUCUGGGUUGCAGCAGGAGAAGGAAGCUCUACGUGAAGAAUAUGGGCAGUUUUUGAAGCAGCUUGAUGUCCACGUGAGAAACUAUAAUGAGAAACAUCACCACCACAAAGCCAAGCUUCGCAGAGUCAAGGAUCGUUUAGUUCAUGAAGUAGGACUCCGAGAUGAGAGAAUCAAACAACUUGAAAAUGAGAUUGGAGCCCUGCAGCAACAAAUGGAAAAGGAGAAGGCAUUCCAGGAUGAGAUCACUGCCCAAAAUGAUAUCCUGCUCCUAGAAAAGAGGAGACUUCUGGAACAGCUCACAGAGCAAGAGGAACUGAUCCACGGCAACAAAUGGAUGAUGUCUUCUGUCCAGAGCAGAGUACUUUUCCUGGAUAAAGAAAAUAAGCAGCUACAGGAAAACAGUCUCCGGCUCACCCAGCAGGUGGGUCUCUUAGAGCGCAUCAUAAGGAGCAUCCAGAUCCGCAGAGGGGAGGAAAUGACAAUUAGUGGCAUCCCGGAAUUUGAAGUAUUGAAUAAAAUUGUGCCCUUACCAAGCUCCAGUUUUUCAGGAACGGGUUUGGUAGAGUCAGCUGGAAGUCUUCAAGAGACUGAAGAACAUAGGUCAGAAGAAGCAAUGGCAAACCCCAAGUCCCUCGAGUCUCUUUCAUGUUCACAGAGUUCUGAAGCUGGAUACAUAAACGUGGCUUCUCUGAAAGAAACACAUCGCAUCCAAGAAUAAGACCAAGUCAGAACUAUAAAAUCACUAGAGUCUCAACCUAGACUGAUGAAAGCUGCUAACUUAAAGCUUGGGAGUGAAGAUGGAGCAUGGAGAAGAGUCAAGAGUUACGACAGAUCCUCACUGGGCAUCAACCAGGAGUCUUCAAAAUUGCUGAUAAAUUCAUUAAACCUGUUCUAAAAAUGGAUUUCUCAAGUUUGUUUAGUAUCCUCAAAUGCCUUGUAUUGAUCAAUGUUGUGACAAGUUCAAUGGUUUAAUUAGGUUUUUGUUCAGCAGGGCACAUAUACAGCUAAUUCAGCAUUCUUUCUAUUCCUGUUGUCAUGGGUAUUUUCUUAUUUAUUUUUUAAUUUAAAAGUAAAAACAAUGUAAUCACCUUAAAGCAAAUAUUUGAGAAAGAAAAAGAAAACUAUAAAGCAUGCAUU
Molecule: messenger RNA, 3875 nt
Organism: Hippopotamus amphibius kiboko
Lineage: Eukaryota; Metazoa; Chordata; Mammalia; Artiodactyla; Hippopotamidae
Gene: CCDC30
Product: coiled-coil domain containing 30
Exons: 22
Coding region: 850-3456 (868 amino acids)
Source: RefSeq, a predicted model, not a curated record